Peniophora sp. CBMAI 1063 is the source of this 594-nucleotide messenger RNA. The record is from the annotation of a GenBank genome assembly. Lineage: Eukaryota; Fungi; Basidiomycota; Agaricomycetes; Russulales; Peniophoraceae.
AUGAGCAGCCCUCCCCAGUCUGAAUGGGAAGAAGAUUCACAGCCUUCGGCGGACUGGGGUUCUUGGGGCAAUCCGCAGGCGCACAUUCCGUGGGGCUCAUCUUCCAAGGCGCCCAGUGGUCCUGAACUAUUCGACGGACUUUAUGCAGCAGACCCUCGCGACAUCGCCAGUCUGGAUCACAAUCUCUUUCGCAUGGUAGCGGUCGAGCACAUCAUCAUCGACACCAAACUCUACUUGAUUGAGCACGGAGCCAUGAUUGUGCGUCAACUCGUCACCAACAACACUCGUGAGUUGAAGCAGCCGCACGCCGCCGUCACUUGUCCAAGGUUACAGAACAUCACCUUGAGUGUGCGCGGGAAAAGAUCCGCGCGCAUGUACGGAACGUUGUGGACAGAGUUGGAGGACCUGACAUCGAUUCGAUCAGUCCUGGCGAGCGAUGGUCGGUGCGUGCGCAUGAAGUGCCUGACGCUUGAGGGCAACAUCUGCAUCUGCAAGAAGCCGCUUCUCGAUGCUCAUAUCCUCAAGCGAUUCCAAUCCACGAUUGCGACGGUGACGUUAGAUGUGCCCGACGGAGGCUGCCAGAACUGCGCGUAG